This is a messenger RNA of Ochlerotatus camptorhynchus, 1914 nucleotides long. It is a transcript of the gene Drip, whose product is annotated as drip. The record is from RefSeq and is a predicted model, not a curated record. Gene Ontology annotation, biological process: transmembrane transport. The transcript is spliced from 7 exons. Gene Ontology annotation, cellular component: plasma membrane. Gene Ontology annotation, molecular function: channel activity. Bases 821 to 1576 code for a protein of 251 amino acids. Lineage: Eukaryota; Metazoa; Arthropoda; Insecta; Diptera; Culicidae.
UGGCGAGUGCAAAUUCUAUAAACGUGAUUUCUCGACAAUUUUACCUCCCACCACCUUCACCUGAUCGAAGCCGCGAUUUUGAUGACGUUCCGAUCAUUAUUGUAAGGAUAAUGAUAGUUUACUUUCAAUUUCGGAACCGUUGCAGCUUGAUUGAUCUCGCGUGACCCGGGCUAUGUGCGUGCGGUGGUAGUACCUUCGAACUAGACGCUAACCGAUGACGACGACGGAUUCGGUGGGAAAGGAAAAACUUAUGGAUUUGACAGUGGUUCGACUUAGUUGAUUUUAUACUUCAUCGCUGUCAGUAACUUUCAGCGGAAAGUUCGAAUUGGAGCAACAGAGUGCAUACUCGUGUUGUGUGCUGGAAGGAAAUUGACCCUGAUAAAGUUCUGUGAAAAGAGAUUCAAGUUUUCCCUUUCAAUUUGCAUUAUCAGCAGCAGCUCUCUCUCCUCUUUGGCGUUUUGCCGUACGAGCGUUGGAAGUCACGUGUUUGAUCAAUAUUUGGAGGACGUUUUUAUUUAGAGUUCAGUGUAAAAUCAGUGUUUCCCAUGAAACCAAGCUCCGAGUGACGAUAUUGUUUUGCGCGUUGUUGUUGUGUCUAGGCUGAUUAUAGUGGCAGCGGGAACAGAGUGUGUGUCGUAUUAUUCUAGUAGUACCGCUAAUUAACGCGUUAAGUUCCAUUUUCUUCGGUUGCUUCCAAGCGUGGAAGACAGUGGAAGAUACAUUCCUACAUUGAUAGUAGUGAUCAGUUUGUCGGUGACGACGGAGUCGGAGCGAGCGAAGACAAAGCUCGGUCAACGGGAAAAAUCAAAAAUCGGGGACCAUGAUUCCCACGUUUAGCAAAUUUGAAUUCAGAGAAGGUGUGAAGCAACUCGUCGGUGUAGCGGACAUCACCGAGAACCGCAACAUAUGGCGCAUGUUGGUGGCAGAGUUCCUCGGCACCUUCUUCCUGGUGUCGAUCGGUAUCGGUAGCACGAUGAGCUGGGGUGGUGACUAUGCACCAACCCUGACGCAGAUCGCGUUCACCUUCGGCUUAGUGGUCGCAACGUUGGCACAGGCAUUUGGCCACGUGAGUGGCUGCCACAUCAACCCAGCGGUCACAAUCGGCCUGAUGGUUACGGCCGAUGUCAGCAUACUGAAGGGAGUCUUCUAUAUCGUAUCGCAGUGUGUCGGAGCGAUUGCUGGUGCUGCUCUUAUUAAGGCGGCCACCCCAGCCGAUGUCAUUGGAGGAUUGGGAGUUACCGGGAUUGACCCACGACUUUCCGCCGGCCAAGGCGUUAUUAUUGAGGCUCUUAUCACCUUCAUCCUGGUGUUCGUCGUCCAUGGCGUUUGUGACAAUCGUCGCUCUGACAUCAAGGGAUCUGCUCCACUGGCCAUUGGUCUCUCCAUUACUGCCGGUCAUUUGAGUGCGAUUAAAUAUACCGGUGCCAGCAUGAAUCCAGCCCGUUCCUUCGGACCAGCCGUGGUCAUGGGUAAUUGGACCGAUCAAUGGGUUUACUGGGUUGGUCCUAUUGUCGGAGGUAUCCUCGCCGGUGCAGUCUAUCGUCUGUUCUUCAAAGUAAGAAAAGAUGAACACUAACAAAGUAGGCCAAGUGACUAACGACGUUCAGUACAUAUAGUCGCAGGCUAGUCCAUCGCCUACCUAUGUAGUAGCCGAUAAUACCAUAAGUUAUCUUAUGUAAAACUCCAAUUCAAACCCAGUAUCGGCCACUACCGUGCAUCGUUCAGAAAUAAAUCUGCCAUGGGGAAUAUCCGUACUAACAACUGUGUGCAUGUUUGGAAUGUUAUAGCGAAUUUAACACCGCUGAAAAACGAUUGCAGUGCUUGAACGAAUUCCACCAAAUCGAUAAAUUUAAUAACGAGACGCCAAAUUUGAGCAAAAAGAUAUUUAACUGUUAUUCACAUUUACUGUAAGCA